Messenger RNA from Exophiala viscosa, 1614 nucleotides. Its product is annotated as isocitrate lyase. Gene Ontology annotation, biological process: carboxylic acid metabolic process. The transcript is spliced from 3 exons. Gene Ontology annotation, molecular function: isocitrate lyase activity. The coding region runs from base 1 to 1614 and encodes 537 amino acids. NCBI's taxonomy places the organism in Eukaryota, Fungi, Ascomycota, Eurotiomycetes, Chaetothyriales, Herpotrichiellaceae. The record is from RefSeq and is a predicted model, not a curated record.
AUGGGUUCGCUUGACCAGGAAGAACAGCAAUAUCUGCAAGACGUAGAGGCUGUCAAGCAGUGGUGGAGUGACUCUCGAUGGCGGUACACCAAGAGACCUUUUACCGCCGAGCAGAUUGUACAGAAACGAGGCACCAUCAAGAUUCAAUACCCAAGCAAUGACCAGGCGAAGAAGCUAUGGAAAUUGGUCGAGAACCGAUUCGCCACUAAAACGGCGUCUGCUACAUAUGGCUGUCUUGAGCCCACCAUGCUUACUCAAAUGAACAAAUAUCUUGACACUGUAUAUGUUUCCGGCUGGCAAUCCUCCUCCACCGCCUCCUCCACCGACGAGCCCGGUCCUGAUUUGGCAGAUUAUCCCUCGACCACGGUGCCGAAUAAGGUGCAGCACCUGUUCAUGGCACAACUCUUCCACGAUCGGAAACAAAGAGAAGAACGCCUGACAACGCCAAAGGACAAGCGAAGCUCAUUGCCCCAGGUCGACUACCUGCGACCCAUCAUUGCCGAUGCUGACACUGGUCACGGUGGUCUGACUGCCGUGAUGAAGCUCACAAAAAUGUUUGUUGAAAAGGGUGCGGCCGGCAUUCACAUUGAGGAUCAAGCUCCGGGUACGAAAAAGUGUGGACAUAUGGCUGGAAAGGUGUUGGUGCCCGUAUCCGAGCACAUCAACCGUCUUGUGGCUAUCCGAGCCCAAGCCGACAUUAUGGGUGUCGACCUGUUGGCGGUGGCCCGAACGGACUCGGAAGCUGCCACAUUAAUCACCACCACGAUUGAUCACAGAGAUCACCCUUUCAUCCUUGGCACAACCAAUGCCAACCUACAGCCAUUGAAUGAUCUGAUGUUUGCCGCUGAACAGUCUGGCAAAAACGGAGAACAGCUGCAAGCGAUUGAGGACUCUUGGACCGCACAGAGUGGACUUAAAGUCUUCGACGAAGCCGUCAUUGAGGCUAUAAACGCAGGUGUCCAUGUCGACAAGGCAGCGUUGAUUGCCAAAUAUAAGCAGGCCUCCAAGGGCAAGACCAACAGCGAAUGCCGCGCUAUUGCGAAGGGUCUUACUGGUGUUGAUAUCUACUGGGACUGGGAUGCUGCCAGAACACGCGAGGGCUACUACCGGUUCCAGGGAGGAUGCUCAGCCGCCAUCAGCCGUGCCAUUGCCUACGCUCCCUAUGCCGACAUGAUCUGGAUGGAGAGCAAGCUGCCCGAUUAUGCCCAAGCCAAGCAAUUUGCGGAUGGCGUGCAUGCUGUCUGGCCUGAACAGAAACUUUCCUACAACCUGUCACCUUCUUUCAACUGGAAGGCCGCCAUGGCCGCCAAGGACCAAGAAACCUACAUUCAACGCCUGGCGGAGAUGGGCUACUGCUGGCAAUUCAUUACUCUCGCCGGUCUACAUUCCACCGCGCUGAUCUCGGACACUUUCGCCAAAGAGUUUGCCAAGCGUGGAAUGCGCGCAUAUGGAGAGCUGAUCCAGGAGCCGGAAAUGGCCAACAAAGUUGAUGUGGUGACGCACCAGAAGUGGAGUGGUGCCAAUUACGUGGACAACCUACUUAAGAUGGUCCAAGGUGGUGUAAGCAGCACGAGUGCUAUGGGUAAAGGUGUGACGGAAGAUCAGUUUCAUUGA